AUGAAGUUCCUCUCUUCGGUUAUUGUUGUUUCUUUUUUAUGCGGUGUUCAACAAUUCGCACCGAUUUUAUGCGAUGGUACUUACAACGACUCCAUGAUCAACAGCUCUGCAAACGGUGGCCAGGAUGACGAUUGUGGCAUAGGUUGCACUAUUAGCAAUUUGUUCAAUUCAAUAUUUGGAAGUUCUGCGUAUGAUUAUUAUUAUUAUUACGGUGAAAACCAAACUGGAAAUGGAUCCGAUUAUUACGAUGAUUACUAUUACUACAACAGCGGCCCUGUUGUUGAGGAAGAAAUUAUUAUUAUACCGGUGACUCCGUCCGGAUCGGGGCUAUCGUACGGCGAUUACAAUUACACCUCUUAUAGCGGAUCCAGCGGUGAAGGAAAUAUGAGCCUGUCUGGAUGGAGUGGAAUUGGUAUUCCUUUCCCGCCCUUCUCACUCCCUGCAACAAACACAUCUUCGACAUCUGGUAGUGGAACUAGCUCGGGCAGUUAUUCCGGCUCAAGCUGGUCAGGAACUAGUGGAUCGGGGUCUACUUGGGGAAGUGGAUCCGGCUCAGGGUCAGGUACAAGUUCUUCAGGAGCUGCAACAUCCUCCACUUCAGCUCCUUCAACCAGCGCACCUGCAUCCAACACUACUGCUUCAGGCAUCGUUUCACCUACAGCAACUGCUACAAAUGCUACUGCAGCCGUUCCAGUUCCAUUAUCCCAAACUUCUAUGAAUGGUCUUUUGUAA
Planococcus citri (citrus mealybug) is the source of this 732-nucleotide messenger RNA. RefSeq names its product counting factor 45-1-like. The transcript has a single exon. NCBI's taxonomy places the organism in Eukaryota, Metazoa, Arthropoda, Insecta, Hemiptera, Pseudococcidae. The coding region runs from base 1 to 732 and encodes 243 amino acids. The record is from RefSeq and is a predicted model, not a curated record.